This is a messenger RNA of Colletotrichum destructivum, 3965 nucleotides long. Its product is annotated as Putative tetratricopeptide-like helical domain superfamily. Gene Ontology annotation, biological process: negative regulation of G2/M transition of mitotic cell cycle. The transcript has 3 exons. Gene Ontology annotation, cellular component: cell division site. Bases 929 to 3124 code for a protein of 731 amino acids. The record is from RefSeq and is a predicted model, not a curated record. Gene Ontology annotation, molecular function: protein binding. Lineage: Eukaryota; Fungi; Ascomycota; Sordariomycetes; Glomerellales; Glomerellaceae.
GGCCGACAUCCCCUCCCUGGCACCUGCUGCUCAUCACCCUUUUCCUCGUAUCCCAUUCUGGGGGAAACAGAGAUCGCUUCUUGCUUUCCUGCCUCUCGCUUCGCUUCCUUCGCGUCCCAUUCUCUCCUUCGUUCCCUUUCUUCCUUUCCCCCCUUCCCCCUUCUCGACUGCCCGUGCCCCCGUGUCCCAUAUCUUUGCGACAGGUCGGUAUCAAUAUCACCAACAGCCUAGACCUUCGAGAACAAAACGUCCCGCUGCUUGUACCAUCGGCUUGAGACCACAAACCACUGGACGAACUGCACCUGGUUCAACUUGACCACUGGUCACCUCGGCUUGUCUGUCGUCUUUUUGAUACCCUCGUCUCGCCUCUUCUCAGAACGCUCUUUUCGUCUUUCGACUUCUUUCUGGCUGCUGCGCCUUCUUUGUUGCCCACCAAACCCCAGGGACUAAAACCGGACGCCCGCCCUUCGCUAGUGUCCUGUUUCUAAAGAAAGCCUACCUGACGGAUGCUCAAGCCUGUUUACCCAUUCCCACCAGUGCCGCCCUGAAAGUCGACGACACUCACCCACCUGAUCCACACCGAACUACCAUCUCCGAUCGCCUUCUUGCCAUCUCCAGCUCUCUCGCCUCGAAAGCCCCGUUAUAUGCGCGGCUGCUGGCAUUAUCGGCACCCUCACCACCACGACCUGUUAGCCGACCUCUACGCGACAUCCUCUUAGGAGUCUAGACUGACGCCAUACCCGAUCCUUCGGCUAAGACUCGACUUGUACCGUCAGCAUUCCAACCACCAACCACUUCUCGGGCCCGCCCAAUUGUCCAUUUGCCCAGGUCUCGCCUUCCCCAACUCAACAAAGUCCUCCAAACGACAAUUGACAUCGCGUGUUGUAUGGGAACUUAAAUCGAGAAGCGCUCGAAGCCCCGACCGACCAUGUCGCCCCAACGCCCCAACUUCAUCGACCUUCGGGCGCCUUCAAGCAUGUCCAACGUAUCGAGACCUUUACGAUCCCCGAGACUCCACGUUGCCGGCGAGGCACCUCCCGAAUUGUCGCCGCUUGAUGCUUUCGCUUUACAGAGUCGCCUGCUUGCGAGGCAGCUCCAAGCUGCCGCCAACGGCGAAGGGAGGCGCAUGAGCCGGCUACCGCCUUUGACUACAGAGAGCCCCUUGGUUGUCCAGGGCCGAUCAGAAUACUUCCGAUCCAUGUAUGAUUCGGGAGCAGAGGAGGCCGCUCUACCUGAACUCCAGAACCCUGGACUGGGAUUGAGAACCGAGGUGGAGGACGCCUUUCCGUCCGAGAAAGACCGACCCGUGUCGGUGCAUCCUCGAAUGAGUCGAAUUCCGCCUACCCCCGACGAAGGUAUCCCUCUACCAACGCAACCGUUGCCCGGCGUGAUGCGUGGGCGACCAUUGGAUUCGAUGGAGGAAGGCCAAAAUGAGACCUACUUCGGCGCCAGAAGAGAACAGUCCCCAGCACCCAUGGAACAUGCACCUACCGACUCGUAUUCGCAGGCCUCACCCCCGAGAAAGGACCGAUCAUUGCAUAUGCCUUCGCCUGCACGAUCGCGUGAGAAUUCGCUGACUGGAUCACCCGGCAAGUCGCUCAAGGGCCACUCAAUUGAUGGACCAGGAUUGGCGCCUCCGCGACCCAGUUUCGGUGCGCGAUCAACCACGUCCAUGUCUUCGCCGCUCGACAACUCGACCGACGACAUAAGCAACUCGAUUCAGUCCCUACCCCCACGAAAGCUUUCCAGCUGUAGCGCUUAUGCGGCGUCUACGAUGUCCCCAAGCCUCAAUCCAGGUCCUUUCCAACGCUCGCCAUCUGUAUGCUCAGAUGCCUCGAUGCCACUACCACGACCAUCCUUCAACUUCUCGAGACCCAUGAGUCGCGCCGGCACUCCUGGGCUGGAAACCCCAACACGUCAGGCAUCAUCCGACAGCCAACCAUCUUUCAUGUUUGCAAAUGAUGAUUCGGCUCACACCCCAGUGAGUAUGAACAGCGAGGGCUUCCCCGAUCACCUGCCGGACGAUGGUAAAGCCGCCCCUUCAUACAUCUACUCCAAGUACUCUCUUCCUCGAGGCAAGAUUGUCCAAAGAUCAGUCCCUCUGGAUCCUCAUCCUCAAGCACUCAUCCAACAUGAUCAGCCCAAGACAAUCCCGAGCAUUGUGCAGGCCAUUCAACACGGCGCCCCUCCUUCACCUCCGACUCGGCCGUCUAGCUCGGCAGAGCCUGAUGGCCUUAGCUUGGCUAAACCAUCAUUUGAUCAUGGAAGCCAAAGUAUGGACCGAGGUGGUCCAGUGCCGCAGCCGCCUCCCGACACCGGUCGUCCGUCUACCGAGAGCCGGCCCUCAGAGGAGGAGUCAAGGGGCCGGGCUCUCACCUCUCCAGUGCACGAAGCUGCUGCCCGAGGGCAGACUGCCAUGUCAACGGCCACCAGUGACUCCAAUAGCACGGUCAGGGCGCCGCGCUCCUUAGCCUCAGGCGCUCCAACCGCAUCUGACAUGACCCCGGAGGAACAUUUGGCUAAGGGUAUCGAGUGCCACGAGAACGGCUCGGUAAAGGAGUCGACUUACCACCUUCGACAUGCCGCUAAGGGAGGCAACCCGACAGGUAUGCUUCUGUAUGCGUUGGCAUGCAGACAUGGCUGGGGCAUGCGGCCCAACCAACGAGAGGGCGUCGAGUGGCUGAGAAAGGCUGCCGAAUGCGCCAGUCUUGAAAUUGCCGAUGACGAGGACCAUGUCAAGGAAGGCAAGUUUGUUGAUGCCAUGGAGAGACGAACUCGUAAGGCGCAGUUCGCUCUGAGCAUUUACGAGCUUGGCGUUAGCCACAUGAAUGGCUGGGGUAUUGAGCAGGACAAGGCUCUCGCGUUGAGAUGCUUUGAGAUUGCCGGGUCCUGGGGUGAUGUUGAUGCUCUGGCCGAAGCCGGCUUUUGCUAUGCCCAAGGUGUUGGGUGCAAGAAGAACCUCAAAAAGGCAGCUGGCUUCUACAGACAGGCCGAGGCCAAAGGGAUGAACAUGGUUGGCAACAGCUGGAUUCAUAAGUCCAAGUACAACGAGGAGGACAGUAGCACCAAGAAGCCUCGUAGCAAGUCUAGGACACGCACCAUGUUUGGCAUCAAGACUGGCUAGCGUUGUCUUUUUGAAGUUCUUUCGGCACGGAGCGUCUAGCGGCAUUUCACGGAUCAUGACCACUGCAUCAACACAUCACCUUCAUACCCUGCAUCUUCGGAGUUCUGGGAGGCUGGCUCAGAGGAGGGCGGCUUGUUUUUACUGAUUAUUUAACUCCAAUGACGUGGAAUUGUGACGGGGGGUUUUUUUUUCUGGGCGGGUGAAGGGGGGCUUUUCCCCCCGGCAUUCAGCAAGGAUCGCAGAAAAGAUGACUAGGGGGAUGGUGCGGCUGUCCCGUUUACCCCUUGCAAGGGAUAAGCGGCGAUAGGUUUGCGCCAAGGGGGGUCAGGUAGUGAUGAUCCCCUAUCGUGUGUACAGACCUUGGCUGAACAUACACUGGAUUCCUAUGUAUAUACCACUUUUUGUCUUUUGGGAAGAGAGCAACGCCCUGCUCCUUUAUUAGGGUUUUCUUUUGUUAUACAUAAAAGCAAGAUUUUGCUCGCCCAAAUGCGGCAGCAAUGAUGGAACCUAUCUUCUAACACUAACUAAAUAUCCAUUUCUGCCAAUCUACAAUACUGUUAGCAUCUCAUGGCAACAAUCAACCAUCUUGAUCAAAAAUGGGAUCUCGUGUUUGCAGCCACACUGCCUAAAACGGGGGUCGGCCUCGUCGUUGGUAUGUAUCAUGGGCCAUAAGUCUUGGGUUGGUGGCUUGUAGUCUUGUCGCCUUGUGCCUUUAGUCUUCAGGUAGAGGAGUGGCUUGCAUCAAUCCCAUCUAUUGCCAUCAUUGUAUUGGUACAAAUUUUCCCAGUUCGGGAGUACUUGAUUAGCAUCCCGUUGGAGGCCCCCCCCCCCCCCCCCCCCC